Messenger RNA from Impatiens glandulifera, 630 nucleotides. Its product is annotated as probable transcription repressor OFP9. The transcript is spliced from 2 exons. The record is from RefSeq and is a predicted model, not a curated record. Bases 1 to 630 code for a protein of 209 amino acids. Gene Ontology annotation, biological process: negative regulation of DNA-templated transcription. Lineage: Eukaryota; Viridiplantae; Streptophyta; Magnoliopsida; Ericales; Balsaminaceae.
AUGGAGCUUCUUAAGAAGCAAAAGCUUCCUCCAACAAGAUGCAGAUCAUCACCAUCCUCAAUCACAUCAUCCUUUUGUUGCAAUUGUAGGCUAAGUGACUCUUCCCCUGAACAUCACAGCUCCAAUAUCUCAAGUCUAGCCCAUGCCAUGGUUCAGGAGAGGCUUGACCAAAUAAUCAGAGAGACGCAACUGGAAGCCAUGACAUCAGAAGAGAGGAGAAGAAAAACAAGAAGAAGAAGUAAUAGUGUUGAUCAUAUUAACAGUCGUCGACAGUUCAUUGUGAUGGUGGCUAUGGAGAAGUCUUCCCACGAUCCAAGACAAGAUUUUAGAGAGUCCAUGACAGAGAUGAUAUCUGCAAACCGCAUAUAUCAGCCUAAGCAUCUAAGACAACUUCUUAAUUGUUUUCUUUCCAUGAAUUCAUCUGAUUUUAGGGGAAUUAUUCUCCAGGUAUUCCAUGAAGUCUGCUACGAUGUAUUCUUAUCCACCUCUGUAUUCAUGUGCAUGGAGGCAUUUGGGUCCCUAGGUGUUAACCAGGAUCAUAGAGCUAGAGAAAUGGUGGGACAUCUCGUCGAUGACCACUGGAAAGUAGGUGAGAUCGGUGAAGCCUUAAGUAGGAAGCUCACAAGCUAA